CCCUUCGCUAGAACACACACUCAAGAGAGUGAGCAAGGACUGGGAAGAGUGAAGCUAUGGCGUCGUCUUUGAGGAACAUUAGACAUGUAAUAGUUAAAUCACUAACCUACACUUACUCAUCUCCUCCAAAAUCGUUUCUUGGGUUGCGAAACUCUUUCUGCAAUUUCUACGCGUCGAAGGCAUCUAAACUGGAGAGAGUUCAACAGCCUAUUGAAAUAACUGACGAUAUUCCAACCUCCGGAAUCAGCCGCCCGCUCUCAGAAAUUCUUAAGGAACUGAACAAGAAAGUUCCUGAUACCCUUCUCAAGGUUCGCGUUGAGCCCGACGGAUUCUCAGCAAAAUACCUGCCCUGGCAUAUUGCAAACAGGAUUCUGAACUUACAUGCUCCAGAAUGGUCUGGUGAAGUCCGCAGCAUCACUUAUUCAGCUGAUGGGAAAACUGUAUCUGUUGUUUAUCGUGUAACCCUUUAUGGAACUGAUGCAGAGAUGCAUAGGGAAUCAACUGGCACUGCUCAAGUUAAUGUACAGGGAUAUGGAAAUGCUGUCCAGUUUGCAGAAUCAAUGGCAUUUCGAAGAGCUUGUGCUCGUUUCGGAUUAGGGCUUCAUCUUUAUCACGAAGACAUGUCAUAAUAUUAGCAUGAAUGAAAACCUGCAUUGGUUAGUUACAUAUUAUGUAUUGUAUCUCCCUUUCUUUGUAAUGGUAAAGGGCCUUCCUCUUUUGGCUGCUGGAUUUGGUGGAAUUUGAAUCCUUUGACCUUAUUAUAGAAUACUAAACAUUUUGACAG
Molecule: messenger RNA, 784 nt
Organism: Impatiens glandulifera
Lineage: Eukaryota; Viridiplantae; Streptophyta; Magnoliopsida; Ericales; Balsaminaceae
Product: DNA repair RAD52-like protein 1, mitochondrial
Exons: 4
Coding region: 57-629 (190 amino acids)
Biological process (GO): double-strand break repair via homologous recombination
Molecular function (GO): DNA binding
Source: RefSeq, a predicted model, not a curated record